AUGCCUGUAGCAAUUAAGACAGUGGAGGCUAUCAUAGCAGACACUGGGGACUUGGAGAGAAUCAUUCCAGGCUGGGGCAGGGACAAUCAGGUGACAGCCUGCCUCAGUAACAUACCUCAGGAUGUGGUGAAGAACUUCCCACACACCAAGCGUGUUGGGAACUACCUGGUGGGCAAGAUGAUCAACAAAGGGUCGUUCGCCAAAGUGAUGGAGGGCCUUCAUAUCAGCACAGGGGAGAAGGUGGCAAUAAAAGUGAUUGACAAGAAGAAAGCAAAACAGGACUCUUAUGUUCUAAAGAACAUGAAAAGGGAGCCCCGGAUUCACCAGAUGAUUAAGCACCCGAACAUCGUGCAGCUGUACGAGACGCUGGAGACGGAAAACUCCUACUACAUGGUGAUGGAGCUGUGCCUGGGAGGGGACCUCAUGGACAAGAUCUGUGACAGGAAGAAGCUGGAAGAGAGGGAGGUCAGAAAGUACACCAGGCAGAUCAUGUCAGCAGUGGAGCACAUGCACCGCCAUGGCAUUGUACACAGGGAUCUAAAAAUUGAAAACUUUCUUUUGGAUGAAUACAACAACAUAAAAAUUGUCGAUUUUGGGUUGAGCAACACUUUGAAACCAGAGUCUCUAUCCCUGGAGCUGCUAAAUACACAGUGUGGGAGUCCUGCUUAUGCUGCUCCAGAGCUCCUGGCUCAUAAGAAAUAUGGUCGAAAGGUAGACGUGUGGUCAAUUGGCGUAAGCAUGUUCGCUAUGCUGACCGGCACCUUGCCUUUUACUGUGGAGCCAUUUAACAUUAAACAACUGCAUCAGAAGAUGGUCAAUGGUGAAAUCAGUCCUAUCCCGCCUGACAUCAGCAAAGGGGCUGUGCAAUUUAUGCUGUCUUUCCUUGAGCCCGACCCUGCCAAACGACCGCACAUUAAAGACGCUAUGGAAGAGAAAUGGUUAAACAAUGGCUAUAUCAAGAGACCCCUUCAUUCAGUAUCUUAUAAAAACAGGCUCCGUCCAGAUGAGCUCAAUUCUGCAGUUUUAAACCACAUGACAGAAAAUCUGGACUUCAGCCUUUCAGACAUCAUUAACACAUUGAUCAACAACCGUCCAUCUUCAAUCUUGGCAGCUUACUGCUUACUUGUGAGGAAACUGAUAAGGCACCAAAAAGAAAUUAAAACCAUGAAGAGGGACACUGUCACAGAAAAGAGUGCAAAGCAAAUCAACAAACCAUUCGCGAACCCCAGUCAUGAGGCUGAAUCCGAGAGCAGAAAGAAGACUGUGAUGGCAGUACAAGAAAACCAGAAGAACAGUGAGAAGAACGUAGCUAUCCCUUCCCCAGCUCCUGCACUGGCUCAAGUGAUAACUGAGGAGGAAAUUGACAUCACACUGGAAAACAAAGAAAGUUACUUUCCUGAAGUUUCGAAAUUUGCUGAUAGAGAACUUGUCCAUCUUGCACCACCAAAGUGUUCUGGGAAGGACGUCUUGGAUAAGCCAGGAGAGCCAGUUGUGGAUAUACAAGUAAAGGCUGAGGUAAACAUUGACCCAGUGGAAGCCAGGAAAUCAGCAAAACUUCCAGAGCAAAGAACAAAUGCCUUUGAGAAUACUCCUGUGGAGCCAAUAAAAUAUCAAGAUGAACAAACUUCAAAUCCUCAAACACCAUCCAAGGACAAAGGGACUCCCAGACUAGGUCUGGAGAACAAAGCUCACAGCACUGGAUCACAUCAGGAAACAAGGUUUAAAGAUAUUCUUCAAGUGAUGGAUGACAAGGGACUGUCUCCUGCUUGGCGUUGCCAAGAGAAGGAAGGACGGAAUUUUGUUGCAAUUGAUUCACCUCAGCUGUCCCCUUUGCCAAAGCUGAGGCAGACUGCACUGAGGGACAGUAUCACCAGGAAGGUCACAUGGGUUGGGACAGCGAAACACUCAACAGAUGAUUCCCCUCCAUUCCUAGUCAACGGCUUGAGACCUCCUUUUUUUCCUUCUUCGCGUCAGCAAACACUGAUUGUUAAAAGCUUGCGUCAUUCCAAAGAAAAGACUCGCGCUCCUGUCAAUAACAACAUUGCCAAGAGGAACUCCAUACAGAUCAGACACACUCAUAAAGGGACUGACUUGAAUCUGCCAGUGCUAUCUCAACCCUUUCAGUUCAAGUCCAACAAGAAGACUGAGUUGUUAAGAAUAGAUUUGGGGUAAAUGAGAUUCGGGAGAGGGAAUCUGAGGUUUUAACCUGCACUUGCAAAAUACAUAGGCACAUACUGUACAGUAGCAGCAGCUGCUCAUUUUUAAUGCAUGAUAAUUAUACUUUUUAUUCUUUUGCCAAUAAUUUCAUUAAGGAAAUCCAAUGAGACUGACAUACACAUACAGUGCAUGAAUCACAGUAAGAGUGACAGGCUGCACUGUCCUUUGAUUCUGUAACAGAUUUAUAGGGCCAUAUGAAUUCACAUUAGGACAGGAUGAAUUCAUUUGCGGAUGGGAAGGCUAUGUAGUACUGAUGUGGGUGCUCUGAUGUGAUAAUGUUGGUCUAAUAGUCUAACCCUAAUGCAUGUUUAUAGAUCUUAGAGAUGUGUUACCGGGUGACUUCAGUGCACUGAUAUGUGUACAAAAUGUUGUAUUAAAUGCAUGU
This is a messenger RNA of Polyodon spathula (Mississippi paddlefish), 2602 nucleotides long. Its product is annotated as hormonally up-regulated neu tumor-associated kinase homolog A. Gene Ontology annotation, biological process: protein phosphorylation; intracellular signal transduction. Bases 1 to 2172 code for a protein of 723 amino acids. The record is from RefSeq and is a predicted model, not a curated record. Gene Ontology annotation, molecular function: ATP binding; protein serine/threonine kinase activity. The transcript is spliced from 9 exons. Lineage: Eukaryota; Metazoa; Chordata; Actinopteri; Acipenseriformes; Polyodontidae. Gene Ontology annotation, cellular component: cytoplasm.